Messenger RNA from Schistocerca cancellata (South American locust), 1590 nucleotides. RefSeq names its product transmembrane protease serine 9-like. Lineage: Eukaryota; Metazoa; Arthropoda; Insecta; Orthoptera; Acrididae. The record is from RefSeq and is a predicted model, not a curated record. The transcript has 5 exons. Gene Ontology annotation, biological process: proteolysis. Gene Ontology annotation, molecular function: serine-type endopeptidase activity. The coding region runs from base 1 to 657 and encodes 218 amino acids.
AUGGGGCUUGACGCUGCCUGCUUCUGGGACGAAACUUCAAGGACCGUGCGAGACGUCUCAACACUGCGAAUAACCGCGGGCAAGAAAACAAGAGAUUUUGAUGCGGAAGAAGCUGAUGUACAGAUUAGAAAGAUCUCACGGGUGCUGCUGCAACCGGGCUCCCAGAGAGAGACCGGAAGUGGGCCAGCCGUGGCGGUGGCGUUGCUGGAGAGGCCGCUGGAGCUGAGCGGCGCCGUACACUCCGUCUGCAUCGACGGGCCUGCCGCAUCCCCUCUGAAGGAUGGCCAGACCGGUCUGGUUGCAACUCUCGACUUGCCGCGAUAUUCCGAGCUCAAGAUUCUUAACAUGAAUGUUCUAAAGAAGAAUGAAUGUUUAGCUGAACUGUCUGUCAGUUCUUGCUGGACAAUGGCUUCUGACAACUUUUGUGCAAUCGAUCGCAAAGUUUCAGAAGGCCUUUGUUCCGGAAACAUGGGAGCGGGACUGGCAGUCCGCGGCCCUGGGGGAGCCUGGCUGCUGAAGGGCGUCGCCAGCUCUCGCCAGUUGUGCGGCCCGAACCACCACUGCUCCAAGGCGACGGUAUUCUUCACGGAUGUCGACGACAGUCGUGACUGGCUCUGGAAGGCAGUGCAAGCAAGCACUUCGUACCACCUUGCGUAAACCUGGUAGUCUCAUAGAUAUACCAUAGCACAAUAUUUUAUUGUAAUUUUCACCUACAUGCUUAAACGGAGCCAGAUUAAAGUGACGAGAAUCUGUUGUACACUGUUUAUUGCAAAAAAAUUAAGUUGUCGUUAUUUGUCAUACUCUAUGUGCCUAUUUACAACCAAUUAAGAAGAAAGUAUCAUUCAAUUCUGAGCUCCCAACCGCUGAUGUGCUAUUACUCCAGAUCUCCUCACAUUUUUUGCCUUAAAAGGAACUAUCUAGUUCUGAUUCAUUCAUUCCUCGUUUUCCAUCGAUCCCAUCAAAAAGCAGAAUCUUCAGGAAUGCGUAACGAGUCAACAUAUACAUUACCAAAAGAAGGCAAAACGUAAUAUGUACACUGUAUCAACACUUAUCAAUAUACCAUUUUAUACUAUUUGUGCUUAUGCCCGAUGAAUUUAAACCGUAACUUUGCUGGAAAGCCACUAUUUAUGGGGAAAAAUGCUGCUUACACAGUUAAAGAAGAUAACAGCUGUUUUCCUUCCACUACUAGCUUAGUAUUUAUAUAAAAAUACCGAUAUUUGUCAAGCAAAAUCCUGGCCUUUACAUUUAACAAUGGAGGCUUCUUUACAGUAUACAGCUACCUAUUACGCAUCAUUACGAUAAACAUUGCUACAUGUUGUACAGCCACCAAGAUUUAAAUCUUUGAAUCAAGAGAAUUAAAUAUAUUGUAGAAAACUGCUACUGAGGUAUGUUUUAAUUUUUAUUAAAUUGGUAAGAGUUACUAAUUUCCUACUUUAUGUAGGACGGGAACUUUUAGAAGAUCUUUCCCCUAGAGCAUGUUUGCCAACCUUUUAGUACCUUUGAACCGUGUAGGGCAACCCAUUAUAUCCUGUGGGCUGCAUACGUUUCUAACUUAAUAAUAUAAACGUCAUUAAUAAAGAAAAAAGUUAA